Molecule: messenger RNA, 1239 nt
Organism: Theobroma umbraticum
Lineage: Eukaryota; Viridiplantae; Streptophyta; Magnoliopsida; Malvales; Malvaceae
Product: RNA polymerase III RPC4
Biological process (GO): tRNA transcription by RNA polymerase III
Cellular component (GO): RNA polymerase III complex
Molecular function (GO): DNA binding
Source: RefSeq, a predicted model, not a curated record
UUUGUCAGGAGAGCUUAAUCGUGAAUCUGAUACAGUUACUUAAACUGCUAUAAAAAUACCAGAAUACAAAUUAGUAAGCUGAGCUGUGAGCUGCAUAUUUCUAGCAUCGUGUAGCCACCUAUUUUAGGCUACGUUUCAGUUCGAUGUACAGUAACCCACCAAGGGCAUCUUAAACCGACAUAGUGUCAUGGCACGAGUGGCUCACUUUUCCUUUUUGGGUUUUGAAGGUGUAGCCGCCUAGGUUUCAGUUACACACAUAAAUGCUACACGUUUUUGAUGCACGAUCGCGAGGUUUGCUCUUUAGUUGGCCGCUUCCACCUUCUUUUCUUUCUUGUUACCGCUCUGCUCUUUUUCUAUCUAACAAAGUUUAAUCCCUCACAAUCACAAUACCCUUAUUCAUUCAAUUCAAUUCUCACUUUUUAUCCGAUCCACCCAGAUUAUAUCAGACAUCAAGUAAUCCUUUUCUUUACUGGAAGACUUUGUUUAUCUCCAAUGGAACAAAAAGACAACAAAACCAAUGCUCCCAGGAAGAUGAGAUUUGCACCUAAAGCCCCGCCUCGCCGAGCACCAAAGCUCGAGGUUAAAACAGAAGUGGUUGAGGACACUGAUGCUGUUCAGGCGAGGGAUUUGCUGCAGCGUUUAAAUCAAACAUCGACAAAGACAAAGCCUAAAGUUGAAAAGAAAGUUGCUUCUUCACAAGUUGCAUUCGGUCAUGGAGGAGCAUCAGCUUCAAUGAAAUUAUUUGGUGUUUCCAAAGGUGCAAGUCGUACUAGCAGAGAAACUCUCAAUGGUGUUGUCCAUACUCCAGGCUUGAGAGAGGAGAAAGAAUACAAAGAACCGUGGGAUUAUUAUAGUUAUUAUCCUGUAACCCUUCCUAUGAGGAGACCAUAUUCAGGAAAUCCAGAGUUUCUUGAUGAGGAGGAGUUUGCUUCAGAGAACAUAACUUUUGAUGAAAAUUCAGUGGAGCCAGCAGUAGAGCUUGGUCUAAUGGAUGAGAAUUUGGAACCAACUAUGUUCUUUCUUCAGUUACCACCAACUCUACCUAUGAUGAAGCAAUCAGGAAGCACAGCUGGGCUUGAGGUCGAUAGCAGCUCAAAGCCAGCUGCAGGUGUAGGUUCAGUAAAGAAGACAUGUGGCUUAGAGGAGUUACCUGCAGGUCUCAUGGGUAAAAUGCUAGUGUAUAAAAGUGGAGCUGUCAAGUUGAAGUUAGGGGAUACCCUUUAUGAUGUGAGUAACUAA